AUCCUUUAAAUGUGGCCAAAUGUAACUUAAUAGCUUUAAUAAAUGAUAAUAACUUUAGUAACAAUAGUAAAACCCUUAUUCAGCACUUUGUCUAUUUAUAACCUUGCUUAUUUAUUAAUAGAGCACAAAUGUGCAAAUAGCAGCUUAAAGUGUAAAAAUAAAUUGUUGUUUAAAAAUGACUAACUGGAAGUAGUACUUAGUAAACAAUUGCUGUUUAUGUUUUAAUCUCUUCAGCAGGAAAGUAUGCUCACUUGAUUGAAGAAGAUUCCUGUGACCCACUUCUUCCUGAGCUACAUCUAGUGAUUAUUGGAAGUCAUAGUUCUGGGAAGAAUGAUAUAUGCAAUGCCAUUUUCAAGAAAAAGAUGUUUACAUUUUGGACAUUGUCUGAAAAACAUUAUGUCAGGAGAAAACGCACUGUGUUCGGAACAAAAGUAACUAUAGCCCGUGUUCCUGGCUGGUCCGGAGAUUUGAAUUUGGGUCUAAAGCACCGCAAGUUACGACAGGAGAUUAGAGAUGCAGUGAGUUCAUUUAAAAAGGGGCCUCAUGCAAUCAUUUUGGCCAUGAAAGUGAACUCCACCUUUACAAAAACAACUCAAGAGACCCUGGAAAAUGUCCUUACUGAAAGAUUCUGGGAUCACACCAUCAUCGUCUUCACAGGAGGACACGCACAGAUGAACAUUGAACAUGUCAUCAGUCAAAUGAACUUAAAAUCCCUAAUUGAAACUUCCAGUAUCAAGCACUGUGUACUGCAGAAACCUAACAGUUGUGAAGAGAGUAAAGAGCUGAUUGAAGACAUAGCACUGAUGAUCGCAGAAAGAGUUCCACUUCGUUUCUCGGUUGAUGAAAGUGAGCAACCUGAUGAAUCACAUGAAAAGAAGAACCUUUUGAAAAGAUUGGGGAAAAAAAUACAAAAACUGCACAGCUCUGAUAAAAAAACAAGAAUGGAGAGGACUGAGUCAAUGAUGGAGAUAAGACGAUUAGAAAACAUAAGGAGUUUACAUGAAGAUCUUGCCACAAAUCCUUCUCAAUCAGAUCAGUCUGCAUGUGAAGCCAUACACACAGAAAGACCAACAAGCACAACUGAGACAACUGUAGAAAUCCAUCAUACAGAGGCAUCAAAGCUGCUGAGUACCAAGAUGACAUGUGGUAAUAAUCCAGUUUAUGACGCCUAUGAACUAAAUGGCUAUUUUAAGUGUGACUCCCGUUUACCAGUCAGUGAGUGUGAUUUUCGCAGCUGGUAUGACUGUCUAGUAAAAAUCUUGGAAGACUUAAGUGAGGAACAGUUCAAGAAAAUGAAAAACAAGAUGUGCAGUAUGCAAAAUGACAGAAUUCCUACAUCGCAUGCAGAGGACAAAGACCGAAACACACUGGCACGUAACAUGAUCGAACGCUGGGGUGAAGAAAAAUGUAUUAGCUACACCAGAGAUAUUCUAAAAGAUAUUCCACGGAAUGACAAGGAAAUUAUAAAAAUAAUUCUGCCAUUCUUACAGAGCAUUGGAGAAUCAUGGUAAUAAAAGAGAUUUACCAGACUAGAUUAAUGAAUACCAAUUAAUUCUAAAAAAAAAAAAACAUCUACAGUGGUAUGAAAAAGUGUGAUGUCGCCGCUAGAACUAGAACUGUCCCUGUGGUCUUCCAUUUCCUCACUAUGUUCCUCACAGUGGAAACUAAAAGCUGGAAUGUCUGAUAUAGCUUUUUGUCUCCUUCCCCAAAACCAUGAUGUUGAACAAUCUUUGUUUUCAGGUCAUUUGGGAGUUGUUUUGAGGCUCCCAUAUCGCCACUCUUUAGAGAAGAUGCAACAAGGUGAAAAACUUACAAUUGGGCACAUUAACCCUUUCUCACAACUGGAUUCACCUGUUUAUGUAUGUCAAGGGUCAAUGAGCUUACCAAAUUCAUUUUGUGUUCCAAUAAUUAGUGCUAAAGGUAUUCAAAUCAAUAAAACAAGGGUGCCCAAAUUUAUGCACCUGCAUAAUUUUGUUUACUUUAUGUAAAUCCUACAAACUUUAUGUCACUUCUUAAAUAUCACUGUAUCCAUCUGCAAUAUGAUAUAUUUAAAUUAAAUUGCUGACCUAAACAACCAAUGAUUUAUAAAGGAAAAUCAUAAAAAAAUUAUUAGAGGUGCCCAAAUUUUUUAUACCACUGUAAAGCAAUUUUUGCUUUUUCCAGAAAACAUAAAGUUAAAGAUGGCACUUUAAUAAUUCAAGCAAUAAUAUUUUUGGAUUUCCAUCUUUUAUCCUUAUAAAAUAACAAAAAAUGACAAGAGCUGGAAGCCAGAGUUCUGUGCAGGAUCCAUACACAGACAAACCAAGUCUCCCUGAAGCUGCGGGAGUCUCCCGCAUUUCGGCAGUGGCUCCCGGAUGCCCGUGAGUCACAUAUAAUCUCCCGGAAUUCAGAACAAGUGCCCCAAACGCGCACACAGGCGACAGACUUUUUUUCUCUAAUCGCGUGUGGGAAGGAGAGAGACAAAACAGAGAGGGUUCUGAUUGCCCUGUUCUCUGCAAAGAGUCUGCGAGACAGCCAAUCAGCAGAGGCAAUAUUAAUAAUUAUUGUAAUAUGAUAUGAAAUGUUUUUGAUUUUGUGCAAUUUUUUGUGAUAUUGUUACUGUCAAUUUUUGUCAAAUAAAAAAAAGGCAUAGGCAGGAAAGCAGAGGCAGGGCCUUCCAAAAAGAAAAAAGAUAAAACUCAUUUUAUUUCAACUCUGAAUACUCUAAAUUUUAUAAAAAAAUUAAAAAAACGUAAAAUUAAUUAAUAUAAAAUUAAAGUUUCGUUAUCAUUUGGUGAGUUGGUUGAAUUUUUUAUUUUUUUUUUUUGCCGC
This is a messenger RNA of Astyanax mexicanus (Mexican tetra), 2811 nucleotides long. RefSeq lists its product as uncharacterized. The record is from RefSeq and is a predicted model, not a curated record. Lineage: Eukaryota; Metazoa; Chordata; Actinopteri; Characiformes; Acestrorhamphidae. Bases 363 to 1511 code for a protein of 382 amino acids. The transcript has 3 exons. Gene Ontology annotation, molecular function: GTP binding.